This is a messenger RNA of Cucurbita moschata (crookneck pumpkin), 1102 nucleotides long. RefSeq lists its product as uncharacterized. Bases 296 to 535 code for a protein of 79 amino acids. NCBI's taxonomy places the organism in Eukaryota, Viridiplantae, Streptophyta, Magnoliopsida, Cucurbitales, Cucurbitaceae. The record is from RefSeq and is a predicted model, not a curated record. The transcript has 2 exons.
AACAAGAUACCGAUAAAACAAAGCUAUAAUCUCGAGUUGACUCGUGAAUUUCCUGUGAAAAUCGAAUUAAAAUUGAAGCCCGAUUUGUGGCUUCGCUGUCGAGAUCAAAGAAUAUGUGGUGGAACGAAAUUCGGAAAAGAAAUUAGUGUAUUGGGUCAAAACUCAAAUGGAGAGGGAGAUGGCGAAUUCUUCAAGCCACAGCUGAAGAACAGAGCACAAAUCCGUUGAAGAACACAGAACUAGAUCACUAAUCGGGCAUAUUAUCGUGUUCAUCGCGACAGCCACUGAGAAAUCAAUGGUAUUUAACAGCUUAAUCGUGUUAUCGGUUGCUCAUUUAUCGGCCGAUGCAUCGCAAUGCAUUGCACGAUCUCCCGAUCGCCUCACCAGCCACCAACUUCUUUAUGUUCUCUUCAGCUACCCUCUUCAACAGCUCUCUCGCCUCGCCCUCUCUAUAUGGACCUUCUUAUGCGUUCCUCCACCGGGUUCCUUCUACUAUUACUACUACUCCUCCGACUACGAUUCCUCAUCCGAAUGAAUUCUCUCUCUGGGUGGACGCUUGGAGUUGCAUUCCCAUUCUAGCAUCUGAACAGUUCUUAGCAAGCUUUGUGUGAAUGCGAUUACGACAAAGAGCAUACGAAGUCCUCACCAAUUCGGUUACGGCCCUUGUCGGGUGUGUCUCACUUCCAAGUUCCAACAUCUGCUUGUUUUUUUUUGAAAAGCUUUACCAAAUAAUGUACAGCACAUGAAGCCAUCUGGUUACGUACCUCGUUGGCUCGUAUCCUUGGAUUAGUAGCGCACGGUGGUUAAGUUUGUAAAUAUGAUUUUUUCCUACUCAGGGGAAGGUAACAAAGUGAAAGAAGAAUGCCAGAAAUGUGUGUUUUCACUCUUAGAUUGGUGUUCGUUUUAUUAGAGCGUUUGCAGAUUUCAGCUCAGGUUGCCUUACGUUAAAGUCGGGGUUUGUCGGUCAGCUUGACCCGAUAUUGUGUGGAUCAUUUGAGAAAUGAUUGGAUUGUAAGGAAUGAAUGAAUGUCUGUCUGUUAAUGAAAGUGCUUGGAAGAUGAUCACUUUUUGCUAAUAAUCCAUGAGGUGAUGGUUGGUUUGA